This is a messenger RNA of Linum trigynum, 1509 nucleotides long. The record is from the annotation of a GenBank genome assembly. NCBI's taxonomy places the organism in Eukaryota, Viridiplantae, Streptophyta, Magnoliopsida, Malpighiales, Linaceae.
CGAACGCUCUGAAAUCAUUGAAAGGUCGAAAGUUCACUUAAGUAUUCCUUGUCUUCUUCCUCGCUCUUUGUCAGAACCAAAUGAUUCGGUUAGUCUUCAUGUAGUCAGAAUAAUCUUGAAAACAUACACCAAACUCUCUUGAUAAAAAUUUUCCACACGAAAAUCAGUCUUCAUCUCGGUCAUAGAAGGCUCCUCGGAUAAUAGUGAUGUGUCGUUUGGUUGGAGGUGUUACUUACCAGUCUACGUCUUUGACUCCUCUGGUUCAUCACAAUCCGUAGCAAAUGGAAGAGGGAAUGAAACUAACACCGAAUCGUAGUUGGGCUUCGGGGUUACUGGGCCCAUUCGGUAGCCCAAAUUCAGAGCUCUUCCUGUCAAAAAGGAAGCGAGGGAAAACCGAGCGCGAUUCCGCUAUUCAGUGCAGAAGAAAGCGAGGGAAAAAGAAGAGAAAAGAGUGCAGGAGAAGAAGCUGCUGCGGUAAUGUACGGCGGAAGCGAAUUCGAUGGAGGCGCGGCGGCGUUCAUGGGCGGCGGAUUCAUGCCUUCUCAGGCCACUCAACCUCACGAUUCCUUCGCAUCCUCUUCCGCCUCCAAGAAUCGAGACUCCAAGGUCCUUUUGCCGCUUACUGUUAAACAGAUGAGCGAGCUAGCGAAUACUGAUGAGUCCAAUUUCACUGUUGAUGGUGUUGUUGUGAACACUGUUGUUGUGGUGGGGAGGGUGUGUCGGAAGGAAGACAAAUUGAACGAGUUCACUUUUCUCGUCGAUGAUGGCACAGGAGUGAUUGGAUGCUGCAAAUGGAUUCAGGAACCUCUUGACAAUGAAGAAAUCGGAGGAAUCUCAAUCGGAACUUAUGUCCGUGUUCAUGGACACUUGAGAAGCUUGCAGGGCAGAAGAUUCAUCAAUGUCUUCUCUAUUAGGCCAGUUACCGAUUUCAAUGAGGUGGCGAGCCACUUGAUCGAGUGCAUAUACGUCCACUUCUACAAUACCAAGAUGAAGGGAGCACCAUUGACAAAUUCCAUUCCACCAAGCAGCAACAACUUCUCAAGGGGACUUCAGUCUGCCCCUCUGAAUCAGCCUGCUGCCGCGUUUCAGGGUGGUGAUGGGAUCAAUGACCUGGGAUGCAAGAUACUAGACCUGCUUAAACAGCCUCAAUAUCUGUCUAUUGAAGAGGGAGUGCAUCAAGAGACCAUUGCUCUCCAGCUUAACCUUCCUAUGCAUAUUAUCAGGGAAGGAAUUGACACCCUUAUUGACAACGGCUUUAUGUACUCCUCAAUCGAUGAGUUUCACUUCAAAUCAGCCGUCAACGCUUAAGACUUUUCAUGGUUUUCUUCUCUUCCAGACUUACCAGGAACAUAUGUGUUCUACGGUUUGUGUGGUUUUCCUAGGGCCGCCAUUGAUCAUCAACCAUGUUCAUAUUUGCUAAACUCAGUUUUCUUGUAGUUCAUUAUACAGAAACCUAACACUCUUUCUCUUAAGUCGAAUACCUGGUACGAAUCAACUCUACGUGUGGAU